This is a messenger RNA of Nanorana parkeri, 1967 nucleotides long. Its product is annotated as guanylate-binding protein 1-like. Bases 78 to 1967 code for a protein of 629 amino acids. The transcript has 13 exons. Gene Ontology annotation, molecular function: GTP binding; GTPase activity. Lineage: Eukaryota; Metazoa; Chordata; Amphibia; Anura; Dicroglossidae. The record is from RefSeq and is a predicted model, not a curated record.
GAAGACAAAAUACUGGUCACUUUAUAUUUCCUCCAUUGAAUCCUGCCUAUGUCUUUGUCUAUGGAGCAGUGUUCAGAAUGGAAGCCCCCAUCUGCCUCAUUGAAAAUACAGCAAAUGGAAAGUUUGUGGUGAACCCCAAGGCCAUCGAUAUCCUCUCCAGGUUCAGUCAACCAGCAGUGGUGGUGGCCAUUGUCGGCCUGUAUCGGACAGGGAAGUCCUACCUGAUGAACAAGCUGGCCGGAGCUCAGAAAGGCUUUAACCUGGGAGCCACAAUUCAAGCUGAAACUAAAGGCAUCUGGAUGUGGUGUGUUCCUCACCCCUUAAAAGAGAAUCACACUCUGGUUCUCCUGGACACAGAAGGACUUGGAGAUGUAGAGAAGGGAGAUAGCAAAAAUGACAAGUGGAUAUUCACCCUUGCUGUCCUGCUGAGCAGUACCAUGGUGUAUAACAGCAAAGGAACCAUUGACCAGGAUGCCUUAGACAAAUUAAAAUUUGUUGGGGAAUUCACUGAAUUAAUAAAGGUAAAAUCGAAAGAAAAUGAUAACGAGGAGGCGGAAUUUUCAAGACAUUUCCCCUCUUUUGUUUGGGCCAUCAGAGACUUUCAUCUAAGUCUGGAGAUUGAAGGGAAUAAGGUGUCAGCAGACAAGUACCUGGAGAAUGCCAUAGCAAAUAAAGAAGUUGAAAAGACGAAGAAGGACAAGAAAUAUAACGAUCUCAGAGAGUCCAUCAGGAUGUAUUUUGGAAAUCGAAAAUGCUUUGUUUUUGAUUUUCCCACCAUUGAUAACAAAACUCUUCAGACACUGGAGAACGUCGCAGACGACAAACUCAAUGCCAACUUUGUGACUCAGUGCAAGGAAUUCUGUGACUACAUUUGGGAGAAGGCUGAUACGAAGAUGCUGAAUGAUACAAUCACAGUCACUGGACACAGAUUGGGCGAGCUGGCUAAAAUUUACACCGACGCUGUAAGCAACUCUAAGUUUGCCUGCAUGGAGGAUGCCGUGGUUUCUCUGGCUGAGAAGGAGAACAAGAUGGCCGUCCAGGAAGCAGCACAGCACUUUGAGGACGGGAUGAAGAAAAUUGUGCUGCCCACAAAAACUCUUGAUGAUUUCUUGACUCAGAGCAGUCAGUAUGAAGAGGAAGCUCGGCUGAUAUUCAUGAAAAGGUCCUUCAGAGACAACAAUCAGCAGUUUCUUGAAGAAUAUCUGAAAAACAUACAUAAGAAGAAAGAGGAAUUCAGUGCCAUGAACGAGGAGAAGUCUCGGGAGGUAUGCAGAGCUCUCAUUAAGAAGCUUUCUGCAGACUUUGAGAAAGCAUUGAAAGAGGCAACGUACCAUACUCAGGGAGGACAUGCAAAGUUCAAGGAAGACCUGAAAGCCAUCGAAACGAAGUACAAUGUGGAAAGCGGAAAAGGUGUAAAGGUGGAAGAGGUUCUACAGGAAUUCAUAAAGUCCCAGCAAAGCUCUGAAAUCAUAAUUAUACAAGAGGACAACGCUCUAAAUCAGAAACAGAAGCAAGAGGAAGAGGAAAAUGCAAGAAAAAAAAUUGUGGCGAUGGAAGAAGAGCUGAAAAGGCUGCAGGAGGUUCAGAAAGAACAGAAGGUGGAAGAGGAGAGGGAUAAUAUCCAAAAGACCUUUGACAAGCUCAUGGAGAAGAUGGAGGAGGACAGAAGAAUCAUGAAUGAGAAACUGGAUCAAGUCAUCAGACAGAAGGAGAGGAAUCAACAGCUUUACAUGGACCAGGGACUUCCGCGGCACGCCAACAUGUACCAGGAGCAGAUCAAAGACAUAAAGCAAGAACAAAAAGAGGAAAGUGGACCGGCCUGGUAUGAACCCAUCGUGAGCACUUUCAAGAAGGUCGCUGGUGAACUUUCCACCCUGCUUCACCUCCUGACAGCUUCUCCCUUCCCCGCUGGUAGCCAGCAGCUGGAUCGGCUCUCUGCCGACACAGGUGGAGAAGAGCAGCGGUGA